AUCGGUCUCACCGGUUCCGAGACCAGUUCCAAAAUUCCGGACCCGGUUGAAACCGGUUCCAAUUCCGGUCCUGGAAAUUCGGACCCGGUACCCACUGGGUACCCGGUUGUUUAAUAUGUGCAAUUUUUUUGUUAAAAAUCCUCUCUCUUUCUCUCUCCCCCAUUUCCUCUUUUUGCCUUCAUUAGUAUUCACUAAUCACUAUCACCGAUUCACCGCCUCUCUCUUUCUCUCUCCUCUCUUUCCUCUUCCUCCACUUUGAUCUUCAUCAAAAUCGGUGCCUCUCAUUGCUCUUGAUACUGGCAACCGCCGUUUUCACCCAUCCAGUCAUCCACCGUCCUCCACCUUCGCCCUAUCCUCGACACCGAGGAAAAACAAUGCUAAUGAAGACAAAGGGGAUCGAAUUAGCAGCUUGCCUAAUGAUUUCCUGGUUCACUUGUUAUCUCUUAUGGACUUGAAAAGUGCAUGAAAAACUAGCCUUCUUUCCACAAGGUGGAGAUAUGUAUGGACUCACCUAGUUGAUUUGGAUUUGCAAGACUCGGAAUUUUACUCGCAAAGGAAAAUAGUUGAUGAUAGUUUAGCUAAGAUAUAUUGUAACUGGGUUAACAGGGUUAUGACUGCGAAUUGUGCCAGAAAUCUGAAUACAUUCAGAAUACAUUAUCCACUCAAUGGCUUACAUGAUGCCCAUAUUGAUAGAUGGGUGAAAUUGGCCCUAAGCAAAAAUGUUGCCAACUUGGAGAUCAACUUGUCAACUUUUUAUGGCCUCCCUAAGGGGUUUGAUAUUUACCCAAUUCUACGGAAUUUUCUCUUCAUUUACCCUGGUCAUAACAACCAUCAACUUUUCUUGAAGUCUCUUCACUUAGAAGCCAUAUGUAUCGAUGGACGCGUGCUCGAGAACGUUUUAGCUAAUUGUCUCAAUCUUGAGAGCCUGACAGUGAGGACGUGCCGGUUUUACACUGUUAUAGUAAGGCCUGUAAAAAAUAAUUUUCUUAAACACUUUGAGCUUUUUUGGUGCCACCAGAUUGAGUCAUUGGAGAUUUCUGCUCCCAAACUUACUUCUUUUAUAUUGUUCUCCGCUUCAAAGAAGCUUGAGGUGGAGUAUACUAGUGUUCCAUCGGUUGUGAAUGUCACCUUUGGCGGUCAUUAUUGCUAUCGUGUUUUGUAUGGUUUGCACCUCAUUUCAGCUUUCUCACAUCGACUCCAGAAACUCUCUCUCAAUUGGAAUCGGAAAAGUCGUGCUUCUGCUGGAUUACCGGUGCUCCCUAGAGACAGCCUUUUAUCUUUCAUUGUGGCAUGCCCUUUGUUGCACACCUUUAAGUUAGAGUUGGUUCCGUUGAUAGGAGAAGCAGCGGUAAUGCCAAUAGCUCUAAAGGAUGCUAAGAUUAAUUACACAAUGCGUGCACAUCGUCAACUUAAGGUUUUAGAGUUGAUUGGAUUCGAUGGAAGUGCGUCUGUUGCCGAGUUUGCAUUCUGUCUAACUCAAAAUGCUCCCAUGCUUAAGAAGAUUAUUUGUGAUACUCGAUGUCCACAAUUAAAGGGAUUUGUAAACAAAUGGUAUGACCAAGAAAAUAUUGAUAACAUUGCUUCCGCGAGAAGACAAGCCAAGUUGCUUGCGAAGCAAAUUCAACGAGGCAUUGAUGUGGUGAUACUAUAAAGCUAGAUUGACCUCCUUUAAUGUUUGUUUGUUUUUGAAAUGUCCUAAAUACCGAUGCAGGAUAGUAAAGGAUGAUCCUAAAUGGAUUUAAAAGGCUUCACAUCCUUGGUUGCCUAAUCUCUUGUCUUCUUUGGUACAUAAUAAAACUUGGUUAAUGUUUGGUA
Molecule: messenger RNA, 1815 nt
Organism: Chenopodium quinoa (quinoa)
Lineage: Eukaryota; Viridiplantae; Streptophyta; Magnoliopsida; Caryophyllales; Amaranthaceae
Exons: 4
Coding region: 611-1651 (346 amino acids)
Source: RefSeq, a predicted model, not a curated record